Rotaria sp. Silwood2 is the source of this 885-nucleotide messenger RNA. Lineage: Eukaryota; Metazoa; Rotifera; Eurotatoria; Philodinida; Philodinidae. The record is from the annotation of a GenBank genome assembly.
AUGUCCACUUACAAUACUCCAAAUCGUCUACGACAUACACCAAAAACAACUCGUGCUUAUGAAUCAAGUGAUAGUGGAACACCAAGUCCUGCUCGUUUUCGUUCAAAACGUAAUCGUAAUGAUGAAAAUUCAUAUCGAAAAGCUAAAUUUGAACCAAAUUUUGAUGAAAAUGCAAAUGAUCAAUUUCAUGUAAAAACUGAUACAAAUGAAAAAUCAUUACGAACACCGAAACCAAGUUUUGAAGAAGAACAAGAAGAAUUAAAAAAAUCUUUAUCAAAAGAUUGGUGUGAUAAAAUGGAUAAUGAAGAAGCAGAAGAAAAAAAAUUACAUAGUUUCGUUUUGUAUCUUAAACAAUUUUCUAUACAUGAAAAUAAAGCAACAGAAGAACUUCUUGCUUCUAUUGAAUGUUGUCCAAAAGAACUUUUACGUCGACAAAAAGAAAUUAGUAAAGGAAAACUAUCAAAAGUAUAUGAAACUUAUAUAUCAACUGUAUCUCGAAAAUGUCGUACGCGAGAACAUCCACGAACACCAUGUAAAUAUGCGAAAAUGUCUCGACGUGGUUUUGAUGGUGCUAUUAAAGCAUGGCGUCGAAAACUACAUGAAUUUUGUGGAGACAAAGCAAAAGAAAAUAAUAAUAUUAAUGACGAUGAUUCAAUCUCGUCAUCUCAACGUAGUGAUGAAUGUUCAACAUCUUCAUCAACAUCAAUGUGUAUGGAUGAAAAUGAUGAAAAUUUUCUUCCAGAUUUAUAUGAUUUUGAAGAAUCACUAAUAAAUAAUAAACAUAUUGAAUCAAAAUUGGAACCAUUUAUUGAUUUGGAUGUUGCUGAUUCCAUGGAUACAAUUAUUAAUAAUGUUGAUUCACGUUCAGCUAUGGUAUUUGAUUGA